Rhipicephalus microplus (southern cattle tick) is the source of this 645-nucleotide messenger RNA. Its product is annotated as sulfotransferase 1E1. Gene Ontology annotation, molecular function: sulfotransferase activity. The record is from RefSeq and is a predicted model, not a curated record. NCBI's taxonomy places the organism in Eukaryota, Metazoa, Arthropoda, Arachnida, Ixodida, Ixodidae.
AUGAAUCUUGAGAGCUACAAACACGUCGACGGCGUCUCUUUGCAUGGAUGGAGCCACGAAGACAUUAUACGCUCGGCACUUUCUUACAAGCCUCGCUCGGACGACAUUUUCAUAGCGACGUAUCCGAAGUCUGCCACAACGUGGAUGCAAUACGUCAUUCUCAGCAUUCUUGGCGAAGGCAGCGUGCAGAAAACAUUCGCAGACUAUAUGCUGACUUCGCCGUACUUGGAAUUCUGCGGUGAAGAGGGUGUCGAGAAGAUGCCCAGACCUGGUCUAAUCAAGACUCACCUGCCUUUUCACAAGGCACCGUACUCGCCGGAAGCCAAGUACGUUUGCGUCGCCAGGAACGUGUACGACGUUUGCGUAUCCUAUUACUACCACACGCGAGGCCUUACUCCCAUCAGCGUGAAGGAUGUCUCGUUUGCCACGUUCCACGAAAUGUUCACGACCGGCAAACUGUCCCACGGUGACUACUUCGACCACGUGCUAUCCUGGUACGAACGUCGCGACAACCUCAACGUACUGUUUUUCACGUACGAAGAUGUGAAAAAAGAUCACCAAUUGUUCCGCAGCAGUGAUCUCCCUUCAGAGAUCGUGCUGUGGCUUACCAGGCCAAGUCACGUGAAAAUAUUUAACAACUUUUGA